AAUAAGCUCCAUCAAUGCCACUUCUUCUUCCCACCAUCUUGUGCCCACCUCAAUACCCUAUCGUUCCGAGCAGCCAUGGACGACAAUGACGACUGUAUAUUCUGUAGCCCUUUUCAAACUUGUCAGCCUAGAAUAAGCUCCUCAACAGAACCUGAUCUUCUGGGUGAUCACUUCAACGAUUAUGACAGUAAAUCCUUGGAGAUAUUUCAACAGUUCAAGACCAAGCAAUCAUCUCCACUGCUCCGUCAUCAUCCAUGGCAGUUCUUCUCCCCACCAUCUUGUGCUCAUCUCGAAACCCUAUCUUUCCGCACAGCCAUUGACAACGACGACGACGACAAUAACGUGAACCAUGUAAGUUUUUCAAUAACCGAUGAACCAGAUUAUUAUUAUUAUUUUGACGGUGGUGAUCAGUCUUUGGAGAUGUUAGUGCGUGGAAUAUUGAGUUGUUCAUAUCAGAGGUUGUUUUUUGAGCCUAAUGGCAACAACACAAGCUCAUCCAUGUUAGACAAGACCAACAAGGAAACCUUCGAAGCUGUGUCUGAAAAUGAAAGAUCCGAGGUUGAUGAUGUGGAAGAGAGUGAUCCGAUAAUGGUGGUUUUGGAAUCAGAAGAUCCUUUGGAGGACUUUAAGAGAUCAAUGGAGGAGAUGGUGGAGUUUCUGGGAGUGAAGGAUUGGGAAGGAUUGGAGGAGUUGUUGAGUUGGUAUUUAAUAAUAAAUGAGAAGAUAAAUGAAGGGUUUAUAGUGAGAGCUUUUAUGGAUUUAGUGUCUAAUUUAUCAACGUCUGCCGGUGGCUGCUCUUCUGCUGAGUCAUACUCUGAUGCACUUUCUUCUUUGCCAUUGGCUUAGGUCAAGAACGUU
Molecule: messenger RNA, 858 nt
Organism: Prosopis cineraria
Lineage: Eukaryota; Viridiplantae; Streptophyta; Magnoliopsida; Fabales; Fabaceae
Product: transcription repressor OFP13-like
Exons: 1
Coding region: 76-846 (256 amino acids)
Biological process (GO): negative regulation of DNA-templated transcription
Source: RefSeq, a predicted model, not a curated record